CCCUCAGGAAGUGUCCCAGACUUCAGUAACUGACAGCGGGUUGGAUGUCACGGGUUUCCUGGCUCACCCAGCCGCAGGUCAGCGGAGAUGAGCGCCUAAACCUCCGCUAACCCGGGGCUGUGUGAUCGGAGCGCGGCGGUAUCAUCCCAUCCACCCGCGUCACAUGUCUCCAUGUCAGCAGUACAUGCUCGUGUUGUUGUUGUCAGAUUGUGCUGCUGUUGGAGCUGCAGUGACGAUGCCUCUGGUUGUGCCUGAGAACCACAGUCAUGUCCUGGCAGAGUUCGACUGCCUCGACCCGCUGCUCUCUGCUCUGCGUUUGGACUCCGGCAGACUGAAGUGUACCUGUCUGGCUGUGUCGAGGAAGUGGCUGGCACUGGGAACAUCGACAGGAGGGCUGCACCUGAUUCAGAAAGAAGGCUGGAAACAGAGACUCAUUCUGACUCACAAGGAGGGAUCAAUCACUCAGGUGGCAUGUUGCCCUCAUGAUGAAGAUUUUAUUGCUGUUGCGACAAGUCAGGGUCUGGUGGUUGUGUGGGAGCUGCAGCUGGAGCGGCGUGGUCGUCCAGAGCGCGUCAGCGUGUCUUCAGAGCACAGAGGACACGACAUCACCGCCCUCUGCUGGGAUACAAACGCACUGCGGGUUUUUGUUGGGGACUCUGCAGGCAAAGUGUCCUGUCUGCGGGCAGGAUCGUCUAAACUGGGCAAGGGGGCAGCAUUUGUCAUCUUUCCUGUCCAAACUGUCACUACUGUUGACUCCAGAGUGGUUCAGCUUGGAUAUUAUGAAGGGCGCCUCCUAGUGUCUUCUCUCAGUCGCUGCUACCUUUGUGACACAGAGAAGGAGAAAUUUUGGCGCGUAGGCAACAAGGAGCGAGACGGGGAAUACGGAGCCUGCUUCUUCCCCCUGAGCAGGGGUUUACUUGUGGGACAGCCCCCCCUGCUGUACUGCGCUCGGCCGGGGUCCCGGAUAUGGGAGGCCAAUUUUAACGGCGAGGUUCUGAGUACUCAUCAGUUCAAACAACUGCUCGCCUGCCCCCCCCUACCUUUAAUCACUUACAGAAAUGAGCCAAAUUACAAUCCAACACAUAAAAGUGCGCAGUCUCUCUGCUUCCCUAAGCUGCUUUAUUUUGGAGACCAAAACCUGCUUACCUGGACGGAUUCAGCCAUUUUCAUCUUUACACCUCAAAAUGGACAAGUCUUGCUGUGGACUGAAGUUAAAGACCUGGCUGAUGUUGCCGUCCACCGUAACGAGCUGUUCUGUCUCCACGGCAGCGGCCGUCUGUCCCACCUGUCUCUGCUGUCUGCGGAGCGCUGUGUUGAACGUCUGCUGCGGAAAGAGUCUUGGACUCUGGCGGCUACCGUCUGCUGCAUGUUUCAACACGCCAUCAUGACGAGCAGGGCCAGGAAGUGCGUUCCCAUGGAUCGCCUUGAACAGCUGAAGUCUCAGCUCAGUUCCAGCUCGCAGGCAGAGCUGAUCCACCAGCUGGAGGAAGUCAUCCUGAAGCUGGAGCCGCUGGACUCGGCUUGCAGCAGCCGCAGAAGCAGCAUCUCUUCACAUGUGAGAACAAAUAUAUCAUUCCCCUCCAGCUACUCCAUCCAUCUGUGUUUUUCCUCCCACUCCUGCCCCCAUCUUCGCUUAGAUCCACAGAGCGGCGAGCGCCCGGACGCCGAUCGACCCGACCAGGGCCUGCAGUUCCACCUGCCGCUCUCUUUCCGCUCCAAACCCCCCCGCAUGGCUUUGCAGGCCGUCAAAGACAGUGUUUCCAGUUUUGUGAAGAAGACGACGGAGAAGAUCAACACCCUGCAGAUGAACUCGGAGCUUCGCCAGCGGCCUGAGUUUAAAGAGAGCUCCCAGCCCGACGCGUUAGCGGGCGCGCCGUCGUACUCGGAGGAAAUGGAGAAUGACGUUUAUAAUGAAGUAUCUAACGCUGAGGUUGCCAUGGAGGAACUGCGUGCAGCAACAGAGCGAGCCGUCUCCCAGAUACACGAUCCUUUGGCGGUGCUUGAUCCAGUCUGCCUCAGAGAAACGCUGAUGGAGUGGCUGCCGGUGUUGGAGCGAACUUUGGGCCCUGCUAACCUGUCAGCUUCUGUAACCAAUUCCAGCCUGGAUGGAUCCGAGGAGCAAUGGGAGAGAGAUUAUCUAAGCCCCUGCACAGAUCAACAACAACCAACAGAAAGUCUAACAGUAGAAGCCAAAGCGGUAGAACUAGAAGAAAAAGAAGUGGUCUGUGAGAAACCGCAGAUGUUAAACAUCAGUUCACUAGAUGAUCAAACCGAGCCGGUUCGAGUGGCACCUCCUACUCCUCUACCCACGGAUCUGGAAGCUAAUCUCAGCGAGCUAGCUACGCUUCACAUGGAGCUGAGCUGCUUCAGGAACCAGCAGGAAGUUCUGGGAGGCUCUACUUUCCUGCGUCGCUACUUCUUCCUGCUGGACACGGAGCGAGUGAGAAGAAUGUGUCUGCUUUGUUACCGGCAGCAGCCCAAGAUGAUGAGCUCCUUCUCUGAGGCCAUGCUAGAGCUGACUCAGUCCAGCAAGGUGGUGGAAGUUAUUCAGAAAGGAGAUUUGCUGAAAUCUCUUCGAAGCCUUAAGGAUCUGCAGCCGUGUGCAGCAUCUCAUCUGCUGGCUCACUUCCACAGGCUAUAUGAGAAGCACGGGGAGGCAGCCGUCCGCUCGUUUGCCCAGUUCUAUCCUGUGAUAACUCCUGCUGACGUGGCGGCGGUGGCUCAGCAAAGCCACUUUCUGGCUUACCUGGAUAACCUUGUGCAAUCAAGACCUGAGGAGCACAGGUUAUCAUUUCUGCAGUCGCUUCUCGAACCUGAAUCACUGAGACACGAUUGGCUGGAGCUGGCGCUGACUCACGAUGCCCCUCAGCUGACCGAUACCCUGACCUCUGAUGGACGGCCCAGGUGGCAUUCACACCGCUUCACUUGGGGCUACCGACGUCUGCUGUCUCUCCUGAUUCGCCUUCCUGCAGACAUUUCAUCUAAAGAGAAGAUGACCGAGAUGUGCCGCAGUCAUGGGUACUGGACGGGAUACCUGUACCUCUGCAAAGAGCUGCAGAGUCGCACCGAAGCGUUUUCCACCAUCUGUCAGCUGGAUGACGUCAGCCUCCUGGAGGAUCCUGAUGGUGUUGAACCUGAAACCCUGGACGAGUGGAAGCUUCUGCUGCAGCUCUCUCAGCAGUACUGCGGUGUGGCGGCUGCACCGCCGGCCGCAGACGUUAACGGGAGCGGCUGGUCCAACGGUUCCACAGACUGCCAGGGACGGAUCACCCCGGAGAGCCUGACCCUGAUGCUGGCUCGCACGGUGGGGCCGGACCGGGCCCUGGCGCUGCUCCAGGAAUGCGGAGUUCAAGUGGUCCUUUCCCCCCAUUCCAAACUGGUGUGUGACCUGCUGAGAGUCACGGAGAAGCGGCAGAGAGCGAUGAUUCAGACCAUGCUGGAGCGGUGCGAUCGGUUCCUCUGGUCUCAGCACGCCUGAAUGCUGACUGGUGCAUCAUUCGCUGACUCAGCACCUUUUAAACUCUCCUCAGCUCUUCAAGCUAAAAUCUUAUUUAUUCCAUCCAGGCCAAAACGAUGCACUUGUGCUUUAGUGAGAAAUGUUAUCUCUUCCUUUAAAGCAGCGCCUCGUCGAUUCUGUCAGUAUUCAUGCGUUUGUUUGCAUCACUCUUUGUCUAUUUCUGUUUUUGCAUGCUUGCACAUGUACUAAUAAAGAUGCUGUAACUUAACUUUCUGUUGUUGAAGGCCAAAGAAAUCAGUCUUCCUGCUAUGAAAAUAAAUACUUGAAGUAAUUAAAGGGUUGUGUUAAAAGCAAGUUUUAUCAGGUGAAUAAAGU
This is a messenger RNA of Cyprinodon variegatus (sheepshead minnow), 3832 nucleotides long. RefSeq names its product Hermansky-Pudlak syndrome 5 (gene hps5). Lineage: Eukaryota; Metazoa; Chordata; Actinopteri; Cyprinodontiformes; Cyprinodontidae. The record is from RefSeq and is a predicted model, not a curated record. Gene Ontology annotation, cellular component: cytoplasm. Gene Ontology annotation, molecular function: protein binding. Gene Ontology annotation, biological process: developmental pigmentation. The transcript has 22 exons. Bases 164 to 3478 code for a protein of 1104 amino acids.